Messenger RNA from Triticum dicoccoides, 423 nucleotides. Its product is annotated as disease resistance protein Pik-2-like. The transcript has a single exon. The coding region runs from base 49 to 423 and encodes 124 amino acids. Lineage: Eukaryota; Viridiplantae; Streptophyta; Magnoliopsida; Poales; Poaceae. The record is from RefSeq and is a predicted model, not a curated record.
CUUCCUAAAGGAUCUAUACAUUGAGAGCGAAGAUCAAUCAAUUCCACCAUGGACGUGGUGACCGGUGCCAUGGGAAGCCUGCUCCCUAAGCUCGGCGAGCUGCUGCUGGGGGAGUACAAGCUGCAGAAGGGUGUCAAGGAAGACGUCGAGUCCCUCGAGAGGGAGAUGAAGAGCAUGAACGCAGCCCUUGUCAAGGUGGCGGAGGUGCCAAGGGACCAGCUGGACAACCAGGUCAUCAUGUGGGCUGAUGAGCUCAGGGAGCUAUCAUAUGACAUGGAGGAUGUUGUUGACAACUUCCUAGUGUGCGUUGAGGGAUCUGAAUCUGAUGUUGUCACCGACUCAAACAAGCUCAAAGUGCUAAUGGCAAAGAUGGCCAACUUGUUCAGCAAAGGCAGGCAAUACAAGAAAUAUGUCAACUUAUGA